This is a messenger RNA of Sinocyclocheilus grahami, 939 nucleotides long. Its product is annotated as BUB3 mitotic checkpoint protein. Gene Ontology annotation, molecular function: protein binding. The coding region runs from base 61 to 939 and encodes 292 amino acids. The transcript is spliced from 7 exons. Lineage: Eukaryota; Metazoa; Chordata; Actinopteri; Cypriniformes; Cyprinidae. The record is from RefSeq and is a predicted model, not a curated record.
GAAACGGACCAAUGAGAGCAGAGCGCUGCUGUGAACGCGUCCAAUCAGAGAAGAGAGUCGAUGAGCGGCAGAGCGGCAGCAGAGAAGAGCGGCGCGAUGACCGGAACCAAUGAGUUCAAGCUGACCCAGGGUCCGGAGGACAGCGUCUCGGCUGUGAAGUUCAGCCCGAGCUCGGCUCAGUUCCUGCUGGUGUCGUCGUGGGACUGUACGGUCCGUCUGUUCGAUGUCGGCGCUAACAGCAUGAGGAUGAAGUACCAGCAUCCGGCGCCGGUGCUGGACUGCGCGUUCUAUGAUCCGGCUCACGCGUGGAGCGGCGGUCUGGACAACCAGCUGAAGACGCACGAUCUGAACACGGAUCAGGACACGAUUGUGGGGACGCACGACGCUCCCAUCCGCUGUGUGGAAUACUGUCCGGAGGUCAAUGUGAUGGUGACGGGCAGCUGGGACAUGUCUGUGAGGCUCUGGGACCCCAGAACACCCUGCAACGCCGGGACCUUCACGCAGCCCGAGAAGGUCUACACGCUGUCUGUGGCCGGAGACCGGCUGAUCGUGGGGACAGCGGGGCGGCGUGUGCUCGUCUGGGAUCUGAGGAACAUGGGAUACGUGCAGCAGAGGCGAGAGUCCAGCCUCAAAUACCAGACGCGCUGCAUACGAGCUUUCCCUAACAAACAGGUCAGACACACACAGACUAAUUUAAUCCACAACACGUUUGCCACCGGCGGUUCUGACGGCUUCGUGAACAUUUGGGAUCCGUUCAACAAGAAGCGUCUGUGUCAGUUCCACCGUUACCCCACGAGCAUCGCGUCUCUGGCGUUCAGUACAGACGGCUCUCUGCUGGCCAUCGCCUCCUCGUACAUGCAGGAGCAGGGAGACGUCUCUCACCCCGCCGACGCCGUCUUCAUCCGCCAGGUGACCGACGCCGAGACCAAGCCCAAGUGA